Molecule: messenger RNA, 1833 nt
Organism: Colletotrichum destructivum
Lineage: Eukaryota; Fungi; Ascomycota; Sordariomycetes; Glomerellales; Glomerellaceae
Product: Putative acyclic terpene utilization
Exons: 4
Coding region: 1-1833 (610 amino acids)
Source: RefSeq, a predicted model, not a curated record
AUGAAUAAUACAACUGAUCCCACCCACCCUCGCCCGCUUCGAGUGGCAUCUGCAUCUGGCGCAGUCACGGACCGGCGCCAUGGUUUCCGGGCUCUUGCUGAGCUCGAAGAAGACAUCCAAUUCAUCGUGGGUGAUUGGAUGUCUGAAAUGAACAUGACCGUCAGGGCAGCAGGCAAGAUCGACUCCAAUGGCGCUUCCGACGAGUUUGAGAAGGCUUUUCUCGAGGGCAUCGAGCCCGCGCUCCCGCAUCUGGCGUCCAGGGGGAUCAAGGUCGCAGUCAACGCGGGCGCCAGCGACGCUCAGAAGCUCUGCAGCAUCCUGGCGGACAAGAUUGAGGCUCAGGGGCUGGGCCUGCGGGUUGCGUGGAUUGGCGGCGACGAGGUCAUCGAUCUUGUGCGGCAAGGUGCCCAGGAAGGAGCAGAGUUCCGAAGCCUGACCACAGGCCAGAAGCUGUCCGAAUGGGGCUUUGAGCCUCUAUACGCCCAGUGUUACCUCGGCAGCUGGGGUAUUGUUGAAGCCUUCACGGGCGGCGCAGACGUUGUCAUCUGUGGACGUGUUGCAGACGCAUCCCCUGCCAUUGCUUGUGCUGCGUAUCAUUAUGGAUGGCAGCGCAAGGACUACCAACAGCUCGCCAGUGCCUUGGUCGCCGGCCACAUGAUCGAAUGCUCGACCUAUGUCAGUGGAGGAAACUUCUCCGGCUUCAAAUCGCUGCCUGGCGACGUCACCAACAUCGGCUUCCCCAUUGCCGAGAUUCUCCCCAACGGCAACUUCUACGUCACCAAGCAGAAGAACACUGGCGGCAUGGUGACGGUUGAAACAUGCAAGUCUCAGUUGCUGUAUGAGAUUCAAGGACCGCUGUAUUACCAUUCCGAUACCGUCGCCGUUCUCGAUGGCAUUAAGUUUGAACAAGCGGGAGUCGAUCGGGUCUUUGUUUCCAAUGUCGGAAGCCGGAAACCUCCCCCCACCACCAAAGUCGGAAUCACCGCCAAGGGCGGGUUUCAAGCCGAAGCCCACUACUUCCUCUGCGGACUCGACAUCGAGGAGAAGGCCCAACUGCUCGAGAAGCAACUCCGUUUCGCCUUGGACGAGUCCAAAUAUCACUGUCUCAGGUUCCAAACCCAUGGGAGAUGCCCCGACGAUCCCCAGAGCCAGGCCUCGGCCACCGUUGACUUCCGCAUCUUCGCCCAGGCCAAGGACGAGGGCGACCUCUCGAGGGAACGCUUCCUCGAGCCGAUCACGAACAACAUCAUGCAGAGCUACCCCGGCGCCACCUUUGCCAUGGACACCCGGCUGGCCCUACCGAAGCCGUACUGCGAGUACUGGGUGACGCUCGUCCCGCAGAGCCGCCUCAGACACGUGUGCCACCUGCCGUUCAGCAGCUCGCAGGUCGAGAUCGCCGCGCCCGAUGACACGGAGGACUUUGUGCUGAGCCAGGACUCGUACGAGACGUCCGACCCUGCCGACGCGGCGGCUGACCUUGGCCCGCUUGUCCGGGCGCCGCUGGGCUAUGUCGUCCACGCCCGUUCCGGGGACAAGGGGUCGGACUCCAACGUGGGCUUCUUUGUCCGCCACGCCGACGAAUGGGACUGGCUACGCAACCUCUUGACGGCCGAGAAGGUCAAGGCGCUCCUUGGCCGGGAUUACUCUGGGAAGCCCGUCUUCCGCUUCGAGCUGCAGAACAUCUGGGCUGUUCACUUCCUCCUCAAGGACCAUCUGGAUCGUGGCGUUGGAGCCAAUUCGACUUACGACUUUCUGGGGAAGAACGUUGCCGAGUACCUACGAAGCAAGCAUGUAGACAUCCCCGUGAAGUUUCUCGAGCGCGGAAGGGUUUAG